CCCCCUCGCGAGCGCCGGCAGUUUCUCGGGGCGGGACGGGGGGGCGGGGACUGGGCGGAGAGGCGCGCGCUGGUGCGUGCGUGCGUGCGUGCGUGCGUGCGCGCGCGCCGCGGGCGGGCCAGUGAAACCGGCGGCCUUGGCACGUGACCUAGGACCGGCUCGCCGGGUCGCUUGGUGGCUCCGUCGGUCUGUCCGUCCGCCCGCGGGUGCCAUCAUGGCGGACGCGGCCAGUCAGGUGCUCCUGGGCUCCGGUCUCACCAUCCUGUCCCAGCCGCUCAUGUACGUGAAAGUGCUCAUCCAGGUGGGAUAUGAGCCUCUUCCUCCAACAAUAGGACGAAAUAUUUUUGGGCGGCAAGUGUGUCAGCUUCCUGGUCUCUUUAGUUAUGCUCAGCACAUUGCCAGUAUCGAUGGGAGGCGUGGGUUGUUCACAGGCUUAACUCCAAGACUGUGUUCGGGAGUCCUUGGAACUGUGGUCCAUGGUAAAGUUUUACAGCAUUACCAGGAGAGUGACAAGGGUGAGGAGUUAGGACCUGGAAAUGUACAGAAAGAAGUCUCAUCUUCCUUUGACCACGUUAUCAAGGAGACAACUCGAGAGAUGAUCGCUCGUUCUGCUGCUACCCUCAUCACACAUCCCUUCCAUGUGAUCACUCUGAGAUCUAUGGUACAGUUCAUUGGCAGAGAAUCCAAGUACUGUGGACUUUGUGAUUCCAUAAUAACCAUCUAUCGGGAAGAGGGCAUUCUAGGAUUUUUCGCGGGUCUUGUUCCUCGCCUUCUAGGUGACAUCCUUUCUUUGUGGCUGUGUAACUCACUGGCCUACCUCGUCAAUACCUAUGCACUGGACAGUGGGGUUUCUACCAUGAAUGAAAUGAAGAGUUAUUCUCAAGCUGUCACAGGAUUUUUUGCAAGUAUGUUGACCUACCCCUUUGUGCUGGUCUCCAAUCUUAUGGCUGUCAACAACUGUGGUCUUGCUGGUGGAUGCCCUCCUUUCUCCCCAAUAUAUACGUCUUGGAUAGAUUGUUGGUGCAUGCUACAAAAAGAGAGUAAUCUUCUUAAAAUACAGCUUUGAGCACACCUUCUUCUCCUCUACUGUAAGGUAAAAGCUCCUUAGCUCGGCAGUUAAGCCCCACACUCCUUACCUGCCAUAACUUCCCAUCACAAACCCUUCUCCACAACCAAGCCUGGUACAUUUCCUUCCCUAGCUCCACCUACGCCACCUCCUCACCUUGGUUCACAUCCUUAUCUUUGACUGGAUCCCACCCCCUCACUCCUCCAUCUCCACUUCCAUCUCACCCUGUCAAAAUCCUCACCAUUCUUUAGAAAGAGCCUCUUCAGGCUGGGCGCGGUGGCUCACGCCUGUAAUCCCAACACUUUGGGAGGCCGAGGUGGGCGGA
Molecule: messenger RNA, 1391 nt
Organism: Nomascus leucogenys (northern white-cheeked gibbon)
Lineage: Eukaryota; Metazoa; Chordata; Mammalia; Primates; Hylobatidae
Gene: MTCH2
Product: mitochondrial carrier 2
Exons: 13
Coding region: 215-1066 (283 amino acids)
Biological process (GO): positive regulation of apoptotic process
Cellular component (GO): mitochondrion; membrane
Source: RefSeq, a predicted model, not a curated record